Psammomys obesus (fat sand rat) is the source of this 654-nucleotide messenger RNA. Its product is annotated as dnaJ homolog subfamily A member 1-like. Gene Ontology annotation, cellular component: cytosol; cytoplasm. Gene Ontology annotation, biological process: protein refolding. The transcript has a single exon. Gene Ontology annotation, molecular function: Hsp70 protein binding. The record is from RefSeq and is a predicted model, not a curated record. NCBI's taxonomy places the organism in Eukaryota, Metazoa, Chordata, Mammalia, Rodentia, Muridae. The coding region runs from base 1 to 654 and encodes 217 amino acids.
AUGCAAAUAAGGAUUCAUCAGAUCGGACCUGGAAUGGUUCAGCAAAUUCAGUGUGCACAUGGUGCCAGUCAUGAAGAACGCACCAGCCCUAAAGACAAAUGUAAAAACUGCAAUGGAAGAAAAAUAGUUCGAGAGAAGAUUUUAGAAGUUCAUACUGAUAAUGGCAUGGAAGAUGGUCAGAAGCUCACAGUCCAUGGUGAAGGAAACCAAGAACCAGGACUGAAACCAGGAGACAUUAUCAUUGUGUUAGAGCAGAAGGACCAUGUUGCUUUCACACGAAGAGGAGAAGACCUUUUCAUGUGUAUGGACAUACAGCUGGUUGAAGCAUUGUGUGGCCUCCAAAAGCCAGUAUCCCCUCUUGACAACCAAACCAUAGUCAUCACCUCUCAUCCAGGUCAGACUGUCAAGCGUGGAGACAUAAAAUGUGUGCUAUAUGAAGGCAUGCCAACUUACCAUCAGCUAUAUGAAAAAGGAUGUCUAAUCAUUGAGUAUAAGGCAAACUUCCCUGAAAAUGGCUUUCUAUCGCCUGAUAAACUCUCUUUGCUGGAAAAACUCCUUCCUGAAAGGAAGGACGUAGAAGAGACUGAUGAAAUGGAUCAGGUAGAACCAGUGGACUUUGAUCCAAAUCAGGAAAGAAGGCUUUGUUAUAACUGA